Helicoverpa armigera (cotton bollworm) is the source of this 4319-nucleotide messenger RNA. It is a transcript of the gene Mnn1, whose product is annotated as menin. Gene Ontology annotation, molecular function: chromatin binding; transcription cis-regulatory region binding; Y-form DNA binding. The transcript is spliced from 5 exons. Gene Ontology annotation, biological process: regulation of transcription by RNA polymerase II; negative regulation of cell cycle; negative regulation of cell population proliferation. Gene Ontology annotation, cellular component: nucleus; histone methyltransferase complex; chromatin. The record is from RefSeq and is a predicted model, not a curated record. The coding region runs from base 208 to 1929 and encodes 573 amino acids. Lineage: Eukaryota; Metazoa; Arthropoda; Insecta; Lepidoptera; Noctuidae.
UAAAUAGGAGUCAUGUGGUACUCAUUGGACUCCAGUAAAUAAACUCAAUAGCCUUCGUUUUAAUUUAAAGAAAAAAAAGUUAAUUCUACACAAACACAAAUACAACAAACGUCUAAAAAUAAAAUAAUUACAAGCCGGCAAAACGAUCGGAAUUUCCACAAAUUUAAUGUAUUUUUGAGAAAUAUGUAAAUAAUUGCGUACUGAAUAAUGGCGCUAUUGGAUUAUAAACAUUAUUUCCCUAUAGAUAGCAUACAAAAAGUAUGUGAUCUGUUUGAAGAACAACUACGCAGUGAGAAAGAGGCAGAUUUGGCUUUGUUUUCUAUUAUUGUUGGAGCCGUAGAAAAUAAUUUGACUAAUGUAAAGAACAGCGACAAAGAAAUGAAUUUAGCGGCAAAUAAAGUUGGCAAAAUGAAGUUUCCAUCUGUUGAAUACGAAGAAGUAAAGUCCCUGCAUGAACGGUUCGUGUCACUGAUGCGCGGAGGAGUUGAUGUGAAACUUUUAAAUGGAGUGUAUACCACCCGAGACUUGGUCAAAAGAGUUGCAGAUGUGGUUUGGAAUUCCCUGACUCGCAGUUAUUACAAGGAUCGAGCACACUUGCAGUCUAUUUAUAGCUUUUUAACAGGAAAUAAACUAGACUGUUUUGGUGUAGCUUUUGCAGUAACUGCCGGCUGUCAAGUUCUCGGCAAACAGGAUGUUCACUUGGCUCUAUCUGAAGAUCAUGCUUGGGUUGUUUUUGGAAAAGACGGUACGGAAACAGCUGAGGUUACUUGGCAUGGCAAAGGAAAUGAAGACAAGCGUGGAAGAUCGGUUGGCGAUGGUGUAUCAGCUCGAUCAUGGUUGUAUGUAGCAGGCAAACCAGUGAUAUGCACCAGAGUAAUGGAACUUGCUGCCCUUGUGUCUUCAAUCAAUCCUACACUAACACAGACUACUGAUGUCCACGAAGUUGCACAGAUGCAGCAUAGACUACUGUGGUUAUUGUAUGACAAUGGUCAUUUGGAUGCUUACCCCAUGGCAUUGGGGAAUCUUGGAGACUUGGAUGAAUACAUGAAAUUAGCCAACUGUUCUGUGGCUGAUGCAGAAUUGCCUCUUACUAAUGAUUCGGAAAAUUUACGACCUGAUGGUACACAGAGGCCGGAUCCUGCUACACUCUAUGCCCAAGCCAUUCGAUCAUCUAGAACUAAUUAUGAAGAUCGUCAUGUCUAUCCAUACACAUUCCAAGGAGGUCACUACCACCGUAAUAAAAUGUACAAAGAAGCUUUUCAUGCAUGGGCCUGUGCUGGAGAUGUCAUCCGACACUACAAUUACUCUCGUGAUGAUGAAGAAAUCUAUAAAGAGUUUUCUGAAAUUGCAAAUGAACUAAUUCCACAACUAAUGAAAGCUGAAAGCUCUGGACACUCUGCUAGAUCCAUUUUGAAAGAUCCAGAGUGCUUUGCAUCAUUGCUAAGAUUCUAUGAUGGUAUCUGCAAAUGGGAAGAGGGUAGUCAAACACCAAUACUACAUAUUGGUUGGGCGAAACCCCUUGUAAGCACUAUAUCAAAAUUUGAUGCUGAAGUGAGAGCUCAAGUCAACAUUAUAUGUAAAACUGACACAGAUGACCACUCAGAGUCAACAAAAGCAUCAGAGAAUGAAAAAGAAAAUGGCGAUAAUGACCAAUGGAAUAACAAUUCUGAGAAUACCGAGAUGACAGUGCGUGAACAACUUACGGCUGCAGUUAACAGCCGGCCGCGUGUCACACUUUACAGCCAUAAAAUGGCAGCCCUAAGACCUCUACUUCUAGCUGAACGAUUAAACACUCAUGCGCUGCAGUUACAAUUAACAGCGCAGAGUCAGUUGCAGCGACCUCAGGCGCCAACCAAGAAGAGACAUGUUGAUGACACCAACGCGUCUGUACCGACAGCACGUGCCAAGCGAGCUCGUCGCGAACGUUGAAGGCAUUGGUAAUAAUUUGAAUUUGGAACCGAAUACGCUUCUCUGUUAGACUGGUACGAAUUUACAGUCACGAGUAUUAAUGGUUGAGCCACUUGUUGUAUUCGUAUUUUACACGUGUAAUAUGCAAGUUUAGCAGCCGUUACCUAACGACAAUGCUAAGAUCUAGCCAUAGUAACUUAAAAAUAUAUGGCUUCUGUGAAAUCGAUGUUUCAACCGUGAUUUCUUUACUUACAUAGGUUUUCAGAAGUAACGCGAUACAAAAACUUUUCAAAAGGCUUUCAAUUAGAUUGAAUAACGAUAUAGAAUUAUUAUUGACUAAUUUAUCAAACAUUUGUGCAUUUGGAUGUUAUCGUGUUGCUAGUUUACGAGUGUAAGUGUAGUAAGUGAAGUAGCUUAGCCAUUAUUGUCCGUGACUGUACAUAUAUGAGUGAUGUAUACAAAGUAUUUUAUGUAGUUUAUGUGUUUCUAUUAGAUUGUUAAUGUUGCUACAUUAUUUAUUCUGGGUGAUAACAUGUAUUUUUAGAGUCGUCUUUAAAACUGAUUAAUCCACAAAAAUUAUCAUAUUAUUUAGUAAGAAAUAUUGUCUUAAGAUCCAUUUGGGUCAGGAGCAUAAAUUUACAUUUAAAAAGUUUUGUAGCAUGAGAUAUCCGCGUCGUCAAGACGAUGCAUUUUACUUUAAAGUUAAUUCAACUUAACUAGAUGUAUGACCUUUGCCAUCAGUUGCUACAUAAUUAUUAUUCAAUAGUAAUAAUUAAAUAUUACAUUUCAUAGUAAAUUAUGUUUUAGAUUAGUUCAGACCUCGGGUCACGUCGUUUAUGACGUCAAACGUCAAAUUUUUGGAGGACGAGAGAGUGGCGAUAUUCAAUAUUGCACAAAGUGUAAUGUUCGUCACUAUUAUCGUACCCCCGAUCCUUCAGUAAUAACAGUGUAUAAGUUUAGCUGCAUUAUAAGAAUGUUAAGAGCUUGUGGAGUCUUAUGACAUACAGAAGUUUUAUUUUAUAACAUUCAGUCAGAGAUCUACAUCCUGGACUAGCCAGUGGCUGGCCACUAAUUUAUCCAUAUAAAAAUGUUUCGCUCAUUUGUUUUCGUUAUUCAAAUAAUUAAUUAAGCCGUUAUAUAUUUUAAAUAGAGGAAGCUUCGUACAGUUGUACCGCAUCCACUAUUAUCGCGGAAAUCCCGCCUGACCACUAAGUUCAUUUUUGAAUGUCUUUAAGGGGGAUGGGACUAGAUAAAAACUAAGUUUUAUCUCCUGGGUCGCAGGAUCCAAGAGUGAACAAAUUGCAAGAGAUCAGGCGAAAAAGACCGCAGUAGUACACACAUUUUUCAGAUUGACUUAAAACGCCUUAAAAGAAGAGAGUAGUUUGCAUUUAAAUCUUUGCCUAGAUAUAGUGUAAUAUUCAUGAAAAUUUUGUUAGUAUGUAGGUACAUACUUGCUAAUGUGGUUUUAAGAAUAAAGUCAAAUUUAAUUAAACUUAUUAUUAAUUAAGUAGUUUAUGUAGGUAUACAAAAUGUUGAUGACAAUAAAUUCAACUUCCCUUGCCUCUACACAUUCUCAGUCGUCAUAUAAAAAUAAAAUUAUAUCAUGGUAUAAAAAUAAUGGCUCCAAAAAGCGGCCUCGCUGUUGCAGCUCUCUUGUCCAAUUUCAUGCCAUUUCGUUUGUUUAAAUUUUUCACAACUUUAUUUAAUUAGGCCGUUAAAUUCUUAUGAUGUUAAGUUUUUUUAACACUUUUCAAUUAUUCCUAUGAAUAAGUAUUGUCCGUGUUUUCUUUUAUUGUCGAUUGUCAUCAACACUUUGUAUAUCGCAGCCAACAGGUUGUAAUAUCCGUUCAACCAAACAGUUAGCCAGUUGGCUGCGUCAAUACUGGAGUACAUAAUAUAAUAAAUGUGACCGUAUGUUAAACAAUUAUGAGCAAAUGUUAGACGUAGAUGUGUAUGUAGGUUGUAUGUUCAAAUAUGAGAUCAUAUUGUGGUCAUUCUUAGUUUAAAAGAAUAAUUAACAAUGUGUUAUGGGAGACAUUUCUUUCACUUUGUUUUAUGGGUAUCUCUGCUUCAAUUUAUAUUGUUCAAAAAACGGAGAAUAUUGGAUGUGACCUACCUUCCAUGACACUAGAUAGUUUCAAGUUUUAUUCUUGACAUCUUUUUAAAAUUAUAAUAUUUAAUACAUCUAUCACUUCAAGUAUCAUAAUAGCAUUCACAACUAACUGCAUAGUAAAGACAGUUCAUAGAAAACAAUAAAUGCAAAUUCUUUGUAUCGACUUUGAACAACCCUUUCCAAAAAUGCCGAUGUACAAAUGUUUACUGUUCGAUGUAAUUAAACACCUACUGCAUCAAUUUUAUUGAGACAACAGGAUAAGUCAUAGUUUGGUAUACCAAACACUCUGUUUAUAAAA